GGAGAUCAAAGCUGGCGUGAAGGUGCCAUCACUGAAACUGCCCUGCCCAUGAGCCAGGACAUACCAGAGAAGUCCCGGGAAUUAGAGAAAGAAGAGGAAAUGAGACGGAAAGCGAGCAGGCAUCUGCUCGCUCUCAGAAAUAAAGAAGAGCCUGGUGUCUAUUAUCCGUGCGCGGUGGAGCCCCGGCGGCGUCCCCAGACACACAAGUCAACGUCACCCCGCCCCGCCUCGCCUUCCCUCCCUCGGCUCCGUACGGUCCCUGCGCCCCCGCAGCUGAACGCGGGGCACCGCCGGCGGCGAGAGCUCAUUGGUCACCUGGGCGAAGAGAUGUGGAAGUCCAUCCAGGUCUCUCUCCAAAGUAUUACUCCUGAGCUGCAAGCCAGAAGACCACGCUAUUUGCUCACUUUGGGAGCAGAGAACCUUUCCUCACUCAGGUUUGGAUACAGUUUUCCAUUUCCUGGGAAGAUCUGCAGUCUCUGAGGAUUCAGGACCAGGAAAGAAGAGCUCAGGAUGAAGGUGAAAGGCAGGGGAAUCACUAACUUACUGGUCUCCUUUGCUGGGAUCUGCCUGGUGGCUGCCCCCGGGGGCAGGGCCUGUCCUCGCCGCUGUGCCUGUUACGUGCCUACAGAGGUGCACUGCACGUUUCGGUACCUGACGUCCAUCCCUGACAGCAUCCCACCCAAUGUGGAACGUAUCAACUUAGGGUAUAACAGUUUGGUUAGAUUGAUGGAAACGGAUUUUUCUGGUCUGAACAAGUUGGAGCUACUAAUGCUUCACAGCAAUGGCAUCCACACAAUCCCUGCUAAGACCUUCUCUGACUUGCAGGCCUUGCAGGUAUUAAAAAUGAGCUAUAACAAAGUUCGAAAACUUCAGAAGGACACUUUUUAUGGUCUCAGGAGCUUAACACGGUUGCAUAUGGAUCACAACAAUAUUGAAUUUAUAAACCCAGAGGUUUUUUAUGGACUCACCUCUCUCCGACUGGUACAGUUGGAAGGAAACCAGCUCACUAAGCUCCAUCCAGAUACAUUUGUCUCUUUACGUUACCUCCGGAUAUUUAAAACAUCUUUCAUUAAGUACUUAUACUUGUCUGAUAACUUUCUGAGCUCCCUCCCUCAAGAGGUGGUCUCCUAUAUGCCUGACCUGGAAAGCCUUUAUCUUCAUGGGAAUCCCUGGACCUGCGACUGUCAUUUGAAAUGGUUGUCUGACUGGAUACAGGAGAAGCCAGACAUAAUAAAAUGCAAAAAAGACAGAAGUCCCUCAAAUCCUCAGCAGUGUCCACUUUGCAUGAACCCCGGGACCUCUAAAGGGAAGCCCCUGGUUAUAGUCCCAGCUGCAGCCUUCCUGUGUACCAAGCCAACCAUUGACCCCUCCCUGAAACUGAAGAGCCUGACUGUUUCGGAAGACAGCAGUUCUGUGUCCAUCUCUCCCCAAGAUUUCAUGGCACCCUUCGGCUCCCUCACUUUGAAUAUGACAGACCAGUCUGGAAAUGAAGCUAACAUGGUCUGCAGUAUCCCAAAACCCUCAAUGACAUCAUCCACUGUAUUCACUGAAGAAAAUGACCACAUCGUGCUAAAUGCAUCAUUUGCAACAUUUCUGGCAUGUCACCUAGAUUACAGUCACAUUCAGCCAGUGUGGCAAGUUCUGGCUUUGUACAGUGACUCUCCUCUGAUACUAGAAAGGAGCCACUUGCUCACUGAAACCCCACAACUCUGCUACAAAUACAAACAGGUGGUACUGAAGCCUGAAAACAUCUUCACCAAUAUAGAGGCUGAUCUCAGAGCAGAUCCCCCUUGGUUAAUGCAAGACCAAAUCUCCUUGCAGCUAAACAGAACUGCCACCACACUCGGUACAUUGCAGAUCCAGUACUCGAGCAAUGCUCACAUCACUUUACCGAGGGAAGAGAUGAGGCCAGAGAAACAUAAGUGGACCAUGAUUUCCAGGGAUAACAGUACUAAGCUGGAACACACUGUUUUGGUUGGUGGGACCAUUGACCUAGACUGCCCAGGCCAAGGAGACCCUCCCCCACAUUUGGAGUGGCUUCUGGCUGAUGGAAGUAAAGUGAGAGCCCCGUAUGUUAGUGAGGAUGGGCGGAUCCUGAUAGACAAAAGUGGAAAACUGGAACUCCAGAUGGCUGAUAGUUUUGACACAGGCGUGUACCACUGCAUAAGCACCAAUUACAAUGACGCAGACAUCCUCACCUACAGGAUUACUGUGGUAGAGCCCUACAUAGAAGCUGAUCAGGAAAAUGGGGCUCACCAUACAGUCUUCAUUGGUGAAACACUUGACCUUCCAUGCCAUUCUACUGGUACCCCAGAUGCCUCUGUUAGCUGGGUUCUUCCCGGAAACACUGUGCUCCACCAGUCCACAAGAGAUAAACAAGUUCUUCACAAUGGCACACUAAAAAUACCACAGGUCAGUCAGAAAGAUCAGGGUUAUUAUUGGUGUGUAGCAGCCAACCCAUCGGGGGUUGAUUUUUUAAUUAACCAAGUUUCAGUCAAAACAAAAGGUCAAAGGCCAGUGGAGCAUAAUACAGAAAUAGAUGGAUCUGGACUUGAUGAGCCCAGUCCCACUGCUCAGCUUAAGGACCCACCUGCUGCACAGCUCCCCACAUCUUCUCCAACGGGAGCUGAGGCUGGAAAACAAAUCUUGAAUGCAAAUAAGAAGUAUAAACAUAGGGUGUUAACACACCAGCGGCGUGGACAGUCAGCCAGCCAACAUUUCAGGGAGCACAGGAGGCAGUUCCCUCCCUCUGCCCGGAAAGUUGACCCACAGCACUGGGCAGCACUUUUGGAGAAAGCUAAAAAGACCACCACGCCAGAGAAGGGAGAAAGUACCACAGCAAAGCCAUCUCCACCAAUCACCCAACUCCUGGAAAUACCUGCUGAGGAAGUAGACUCCUCAGGCAUGCUCCUUCCAGAUGAGGAAGCUACGGUCCUGGCAACAAAAACUCCCAACAUUGUAGCAAGGACAGUGACCGCUGAUUCCAGAAAAUUACCUGAUAGCCCCAUGACAAGUGCUGGCCCCGAAGUCUCCCCAGUUGUGAGUCCCCAGAUACUACCACCUGAAAACCCGACAGAUUUCAGACCAUCUACUACUAUUAAAACUAGAGCCAUGUCCAACAAGAUAAACCCAACCACAUCAAGCAAAAUGCAAGGCACAGCCAGCCAGAAUUUGUCUACUGUCUUUGCUCUACGAUCUGAAGCAACUCAGUUUCAGAAUGUUGAUUAUGUGGGGACAAAAGAGCAUUUGCAGAGUGCACCCCCAGUAACUGGGGGGGCUACGAUCAAAGAUGUCCAUAUCAAAAUGCUUACUAGUGCUAACAGCAAAGCUGACAUAUUUUUAGCGUCAUUCAAUGCCACGAACAGUCAUCAGACAUCUGUACCAAGAGUCGGCAAACCCAGGAGCAAUCACUCCCAUUCUCACAUUACUCAAAAACUUAGCAUCUCUAAGCUCCCUUCGGGCCCAUACACUGCUGCUCAUUCUCAGUUACAGAUUCCUAGAAAUAGUACAAUUAAUAUGCAACUGUCCAGACGCUUUGGAAGACGGAGGAGAAUUUGGAACAGGGGGCGAAUUAUCAGCCCAUAUAGAACUCCGAUUCUCCGACAGCAUAGAUACAGCUUUGUGAGGCCAACACUGAGAGGUUCUUCUGAAGAAAAGACUACUGCACUUUCAGCCACCGAGCUCAAUGUGGGAUGCCCAUCCUGCUCUCCCCGAGAGGGACUCACCACUCUUGCAGCAGCACUGCCUUUUCCAAGUUCUCCCCCCAUCACCCUCCCCAAAGCAGAAAUUGCCAGAGUCACAGCAGAAGAAUCUACAACUCCAGUCCACAAUCCAUCAUUACUAUCUGAGAACAAACCAAAUGUAGGUGUUGAGAAAACAACACCCACAAUAAAAUAUUUCAGCGCUGAAAGCACCCAAGUGACUCCAACUAGUGCAGUCAUGACUCGUGCCCCAACAGCCAGAUCUAUGGAAAAAAUUCGUAUGACAAAUACUAGUUACCCAAGCGAGUCUAACACGAGUGAAGCUAAAAGAGACUCAGUGAUUGUAUCGCCACUUCCAGGUCCCACCAUCAAGCCACCUUUGCCUACUACUAUAGCUGUUACAAGAUUUUUAAGAAGAAAAAUUCCCUGGUAUCAGAUAUUUGUAAAUAACCGUAUCCAAAAAGAAAAGCUAAAGAAUCAGCAUAAAUUCGGUUCCCAAAAAAGCACAGACACGGUGCUUCCUAAAAUAGCUCCUGCUUUACCCACAGAUAAAGUUUCCGCCUUCCAUUCCACAACACUCUCAGCAAGUGUGAUGCAAAGUCCACCCAUGACAUCAGCUGCAACUCAUCACAGUACCACUAAAACACACAGUCCUGGGGGAAGCCGAACAGCAAAGGAGCUGCCCUUCCUACCCAGUUACCCUGCCUUAAGUGAAGAAUCAAGUACAAAUUUCCUAUCAAUGCAAACAGCCACACUGACAACUGGUCCUACCACCCCAGCAUCUGUCAUUAUCAACAAAACCCAAAUAGCCAGACCCAGAGCACAAAAAGGACAAGGGGAAAAGGAGCCUCUGAAGAACUGGAAUGACCCAAACACCUCUCCCAGUCAGACUUCUGGGUUCAUUACAUCCACCACUGUGACACCUCCUGUUCUAACCGCAGCUGAAACUUCAACCAAGCCCACUGUGUCUUUUACUCAUUCCCCUGUAGACAACAUAAAAGAAAUGUUAAGCACAAUAGGUCUUCAUCCGAGACCCUUUAAUCUGACAGGUGUAAUUGAAGAACCACCCCAGGAAAGUACUCAGACUUUGAAGAGCACAGCUGCUUCUGAAACCACUUUGUCCAGCAAACCACACCAAAGUACCACGACUAUCAUCAGACGUGCAUCCACGCCACCAUUCCUAAGCGCCAGUGCCACUUCAGUGCCAAUUCCCACCUCCCCUCCCUUGAGUAACCAAAGUCAAGUUACUGACAAUCUGACAACUCCCAUUUUCAGGAUGAGGAUAAGUACAAUGGUUGAGCCACAUGAAUCUUCAAGGCACAAUGCUAAUCCACAGCAGUCAGCAGCAGCAUCUCCCAAAACUCACCCAGAUGCCACACUCACCAUUGGAACCACCCACGUCAUUGACUCCAUUCUGUUACAUUCUACUCCUAUGCCGGCACUAAUAACAGUUAAACCACAGAAUUCUAAAUUGACUCCCUCUCUCUGGUCAGAAAACCACUUUUGGCGCAAGUCACACCCAGAAAUUGCCGGAAAAGGCAAAAAGCCAGUUGUGAGCGUACUGCCUGCUCCAGGUUUGCCAGAGGACACCACUCAUGCAUCAAAUUGGGAUAUACAGAAGAAUGCAAAGGAAAGUACCUUUGAUAAGACACCAGUUCAAAAAACAACAACUUCCGAACUCCUUCCCCUUGAGUCUUUGUCUAGGGAUAUAUUUGAAAGGCCCAGGAUCAUUGGAGGAAAAGCAGCAAGUUUUACUGUUCCUGCUAACUCAGAUGCCUUUCUUCCUUGUGAGGCUGUUGGAAACCCCAAGCCUACUAUCCACUGGACCAGAGUCUCAUCAGGACUUGAUUUGUCUAAAAGGAAACAGAAUAGCAGGUUCCAGGUGCUCCCCAAUGGCACCCUGUCCAUACAGAGGGUGGACAUUCAGGACCGUGGACAGUACCUGUGCUCAGCAUCCAAUCCUUUUGGCACAGAUCGCCUGCAUGUCACCUUGUCCGUGGUUUCCUAUCCCCCCAGAAUCCUGGAGAGACGUACUAAAGACAUCACAGUCCAUUCUGGAAGCACGGUGGAACUGAAGUGCAGGGCUGAAGGUAGGCCGAGCCCUACGAUUUCCUGGAUUCUUGCAAACCAAACAGUGGUCUCUGAAUCAUCCGAGGGGAAUCGGCAGGCCCUGGUGACAUCUGAUGGAACGCUGCUCAUCCACUUCAUCAGCAUUUACGACCGGGGCUUCUACAAGUGCGUGGCCAGCAACCCGGUGGGCCAGGACGCACUGCUGGUUAAAAUACAAGUCGUUGCAGCCCCGCCUGUUAUUCUGGAGCAAAAGAGGCAAGUUGUUGCAGGGACCUGGGGUGGAAGCUUGAAACUGCCCUGUACUGCAAAAGGAACUCCUCCGCCCGCCGUUCACUGGGUCCUCUCCGAUGGCACUGAGGUGAGACCAUUACAAUUGAUCGAUUCCAAGUUCUUAUUUUCAAAUGGGACUCUGUUUAUAAGAAAUGUAGCCUCUUCAGACAGGGGCACUUACGAAUGCAUUGCUACCAGCUCCACUGGUUCGGAAAGAAGAGUGGUAAUUCUUACAGUGGAGGAGCGAGAGACCAUCCCCAGGAUAGAAUUUGCAUCCCAGAAAUGGACGGAGGUGAAUUUAGGGGACAAAUUACUACUGAACUGCUCAGCCACCGGGGAACCAAAACCAAAAAUAAUCUGGAGGCUACCAUCUAAGGCCGUCGUCGACCAGUGGCACAGAAUGGGCAGCCGAAUCCGUGUCUACCCGAAUGGAUCCCUGUCUAUUGGAUCAGUGACAGAAAAAGAUGGUGGGGAUUACUUGUGUGUGGCAAGAAACAAAAUGGGGGAUGAUCUGAUCCUGAUGCACGUCAGCCUAAGACGGAAACCUGCCAAAAUUGACCACAAGCAACAUUUUAAAAAGCAAGUGUUUCACGGGAAAGACUUCCAAGUCGAUUGCAAGGCUUCUGGCUCACCAGUGCCCGAGAUAUCCUGGAGUUUGCCCGAUGGGACGAUGAUCAACAACGCCAUGCAGGCUGACGACAGUGGCCACAGGACCAGAAGGUUCACACUCUUUGACAAUGGAACCUUAUACUUCAACAGAGUUGGGAUGGCAGAAGAAGGAGAUUACACUUGCUAUGCCCAGAACACGCUAGGGAAGGACGAGAUGAAAGUCCACUUAACGGUAGUAACAGCUGCCCCACGGAUCCAGCAGGGUCACAAGACCAGCGCGAGAGUCAGGGCUGGAGACACAGCCGUCUUUGACUGUGAGGUCACUGGGGAGCCCAAGCCAAAAAUAUUCUGGUUGCUGCCUUCCAAUGACAUGAUUUCAUUCUCCAGAGAUAGGUACACGUUUCACAUCAACGGGUCUUUGUCCAUCAACAAAGUGAAACUGCUCGAUUCUGGAGAGUAUGUCUGUGUGGCCCGAAAUCCUGGUGGGGAUGACACCAAAAUGUACAAACUAGACGUAGUCGCCAAGCCUCCAUUAAUCAAUGGUCUGUAUACAAACAAAACUGUCAUUAAAGCCACGGCUGUGAGGCAUUCUAAGAAACACUUUGACUGCAGAGCCGAAGGGACACCGUCUCCUCAAAUCAUGUGGAUCAUGCCAGACAAUAUUUUCCUCACGGCUCCAUACUACGGAAGCAGAAUCACAGUCCAUAACAAUGGAACCUUGGAAAUUAGGAAUGUGAGGCUUUCGGAUUCAGCCGAGUUUAUCUGUGUGGCUCGGAACGAAGGCGGAGAGAGUGUGCUAGUGGUACAGUUAGAAGUACUGGAAAUGCUGAGAAGACCGACCUUCAGAAAUCCAUUUAACGAAAAAAUAGUUGCCCCGCUUGGAAAGGCCACAGCGUUGAAUUGCUCUGUUGAUGGAAACCCACCACCUGAAAUAAUCUGGAUUUUACCAAAUGGCACACAGUUUUCCAAUGGACCACAAAAUUCUCAGCAUCUGAUAGCAAGCAACGGGUCACUUAUCAUUUAUAAAACAAGUCGGGACGACGCAGGAAAGUACCGGUGUGCAGCCAGAAAUAAAGUUGGCUACAUUGAGAAGCUAAUCAUAUUGGAAAUUGGCCAGAAGCCAGUUAUUCUCACUUACACACGAGGAACAGUUUACUGUAUCAGUGGAGACGCUGUAUCAUUGCACUGCGUCGCUGAUGGAAGCCCCAAGCCAAAUAUCAAAUGGACUGUACCAAGUAGCUACGUAAUAGACAGGCCUCAAAUUAAUGGCAAAUACAUACUGCAUGAAAACGGCACAUUAGUCAUCAAAGACGCAACAGCUUAUGACAGAGGAAACUAUAUUUGUAAAGCUCAAAAUAGUGUUGGCCAUGCACUGAUUACUGUUCCAGUAAUGGUUGUCGCCUACCCUCCGCGAAUUACAAAUCGCCUACCCAGGAGCAUCCUCACAAGGACAGGAGUGGCUGUUCAGCUCCACUGUGUGGCUCUGGGAGUCCCCAAGCCUGAAAUCACUUGGGAGAUGCCUGACCACUCCCCGUUCUCAGCGGCAAACAAAGUGAGGACACACGGAAUUCCGUCUUUUCCCCCACAAGGUACUCUAGUCAUUCAAAACCCACAAACCUCGGAUUCAGGGAUAUACAAAUGCACAGCAAAGAAUUCACUUGGAAGUGAUUAUGCAACAACGUAUAUUCAAGUCAUCUGACUUAAAACUGCUUGAAAAAAGCCAACAUCUGUACAGAAUUGAUUUUUUGGAAGAAGUUUAAUCAAAGGCAGCCAUAGGCAUGUAAAUGAAUUUGAAUACAUUUAUAAUAUUAAAUUUAUAAUAGACAUGCAAAAAAAAAACAGGACUUGUAAAUAAAUGCAUUAUGAACUGAUACUGAUUUUUUUUAAUGGAUCUCAAAACAAACUUUUAACUUAAGGCACUUUUAUUUUGCCAACAAAUAACAACGAACAUUAAGAGAAAACUAUUAACCAUAAAAUAACAAGUGGCUAAUGUACCUGAAUUCUUCAGUAAAGAACGGACUGUUUUUUCUUUCACUAGCAUUUGCCUAGUGUCCACCUUCUAUCAGUGUAACAGGCAUGGCACUGGGGACAGACACAAUGGAAGAGAUUAAAUUUGCAGUCUUGAUGUAUAAAUAUUGUGGUUGGCUUAUAAAUAUUUUACUAAAACCCACAGAAAAUAAGCACUGAACUGUUUCGAUUAUGAGUCACCAUUUUGUGCACACUGAAAACUUUCACUGAUGGGGAAUACAAAAAUGUUUCAGUAACUGCAUUUGAAGAUAAAUGCAGGCUGACUUUCCACGUGGCAAAAGCAGCUUAACACCUGCACAUCAUAAAACAUGAAAAGGGACUGACAACGUCUUUACCCAAAUAAACCAACUGAAAAGGUUUCUAAAGUACAGUGAAACGUCUUUGUAACUUCAAAAUCAAGCACAGGAAUCCCUGGUUUGGAACUGUUUAUAAGGAAAAUUUUCUGAGGAGGAAGCAUUGCUUUAUGAGCAUUUAUUCCAUUAAGUGAUAAUCCUUUAUGUGACGGGGAAAUGUUUGGGAAAACCUAGAUUUAAUACAUACAGUGGAGUUUUACAGUACUUAAAUUUUUAAAUUUGAUCAAGCCUACACAAAAAUGUUGCUUUUUGUAAUUCACUGAAUUUAUAUUACAUGCUUAACUCAACUGGAAUUAAUUUGGGGGAUAUCAUGAUGCAUCUUUUAUAAUUCUAGAGGCUAAGAUUUUCCAGUGUAAUUUCUCCAGCAUCUAUACAACUAUUUGCCUAUUAUUAGAAUCAUAGGAACCUUAAUAAGUGAAAAUGAAGAAGAAAAUGUCAUAGGUCUUGGUCAGCUGUCUCAGCACACAAAACCAAGAGCUUCAUUUGAGAUAAACUGGGCAGGGGGUGGUCCACCUCAUUGUGUUUCCAUCACACACCAACUUUCAGCUCGCCCCACCUAAGAGGUGACUUGAUUGCUACUUUCUCUGCUGUUGGUAUCCUGUGGCCACAGGAGGUCAAAGGACACUCGUUCUAACAGUGAUCUCAUUCUACUUCCAGGCCAACAGGAAUAAAUACGAAGACUAAUGUAACCCUAUACGGAAGAAGCCUACAGUGUAAACAGGUAUAGAUCUAAGUGCCUCUUAAGUCCAACUUUAUUCUAUUUCAAAGUCUUAUCUCUAAAGGGACCUGGGAUCUCCACCUUAUCUGGAAAUAAUCUAUCUCACCAAGCAAAUUACCAGGUUUGGCCAAAGGGCAGGGCUUUCCUUUGUGAUCAUUUUAAUGCAAAUUAAUGCAUAUUCUUAAAAAAAA
This is a messenger RNA of Vicugna pacos (alpaca), 9940 nucleotides long. NCBI's taxonomy places the organism in Eukaryota, Metazoa, Chordata, Mammalia, Artiodactyla, Camelidae. The record is from RefSeq and is a predicted model, not a curated record.